Messenger RNA from Salvia miltiorrhiza (redroot sage), 1357 nucleotides. Its product is annotated as mitochondrial import inner membrane translocase subunit TIM22-4. The record is from RefSeq and is a predicted model, not a curated record. Gene Ontology annotation, cellular component: TIM22 mitochondrial import inner membrane insertion complex. Bases 551 to 1060 code for a protein of 169 amino acids. The transcript has 5 exons. Gene Ontology annotation, molecular function: transmembrane protein transporter activity. NCBI's taxonomy places the organism in Eukaryota, Viridiplantae, Streptophyta, Magnoliopsida, Lamiales, Lamiaceae. Gene Ontology annotation, biological process: protein insertion into mitochondrial inner membrane.
AAUAAACUAAAUAAUUUUUAUUAAAACUUGUGUCGUCGCAUUCUAAAACUAUUUUUGGUGGACGGCGAGAGUAUUAUUUAAAUUAUAUUAUAUAUUUAAAAUUUAUAAAAUAUAUAAUAAAAAACCCUAAUUUGAAAUUUGAUGUGUGCGUUUUUGAGCGUGCGCUUCUUUCUUUUCUUCCGUCUUCUUCACUUCUCCUGCCAAUCUGAACCGCCGCCGCCGCCUUCGACUGCUAAGUUCCACUGCUGCGGCGCUGCCAUCGACCGCCGCGGACCCCCUCUCUCUCGAAAUUUGUUUCAGCAGCGCCACCGUCGACCGCUGCUCGCCUGCCGAGCUGCAGCGCCACCGUCGACCGAAAGAAUAAUCGAUAAUCCUGAAAAAUCAGAGACCAGAAUGGUGGGCAGCAAUGACAUGAUUAUGUUCGACUCGUUGGCUUCAUCCAUCGAAAGUGGCCAAUUUGGUUGCAAUUUUACCGGCAUAAAUGCUGGUUGCAUUAUUUUUCUAUAUAUAGUAAUAGAUGCUAACCUUCUAUUAUAUGUAGACGCCCAUCAUGACUUCAAAUCCAGAUAGUGACUCGCAGAAUGCUUCUUCAUCACAAGAUGCAUCAAAGCCCCCGAUUCAGACUAUACAUUUGCCUACAAUGGAGGAAAUUCAAGGCCAGGAUAUUUGGAAUAAUUGUGCUGUCCGCAGUGUUGUCAGUGGAGUUAUGGGAGGUGGAUUGGGAUUGGCUAUGGGAUUGUUUCUUGGAGCCUUGGAUAAUCCACUCAUGCAAGAUCAAAUGACUGGAAGACAGCAACUGAUCUAUCAAGCAAAGCAGAUGGGUCAGAGGAGCUGGAGUUCCUGCAAGGCAUUUGCCGUUAUGGGUUUUGUCUUCUCUGCAGCUGAAUGUGUCGUUGAGAAGGCCCGGGCCAAGCACGACAUUACAAAUACAGUAGUUGCGGGAUGUGUAACUGGAGGUGCUAUAUCCGCUAGAGGUGGGCCAAAAGCAACAUGUGUUGGCUGUGCUGGCUUUGCUGCAUUCUCGGUCGUUAUAGAGAAGUUUUUAGAAAGACAUACUUGAAGAGGCAGCGCGUCACUUGAUUCUAUCCGCUACACUUGAUGUGAAGAUGGUAGUGACAGUAAUACUCGUAUAUUUAACUUCGACAUGCAUAUAACUAGCGGUUUUAUUUGAGUUUUAAUGGCCCCAUGGCGAUCUAGGGAUCCAUUCGGUGACUCUAAUAAACGUAGAUCAUUUUUUGAUACCCUCACGCUACAUUAAAUACUGGCUUACUGCUGCAAUUUCUCGGAGGAUACAUCAGUAAGAGGCUUGCUCGUUUUUCCUAAUCAGCUAUUAAUAUUUAGAUGACCAUCUUUGUUA